UAAUUAUAAAGGUAAAAUUAUGAAUUAAAAAUGUUUAAUUAUAGCAUGCAACUAAAGGUAUAUUCAAUUCUCGCGAGUUUUCUAAUAUUCUUGAAGGAUUUGGAUAAUGCAGCGGCAAAUCCUAUGUUUGGUGAAAAUGUUAGAUUAGCUAAUCCAGGCGAAUUUCCAUUCGUCGCAUCCGUUAAGCGUAUUAAUCCUUCUAAUCCUUUAUCGGAAUAUGAUCACUUAUGCACAGGUGUAUUGAUAUCAAAUCGCGAUGUCUUAACCGUUGAACAUUGUCUACAGCCACUUUCGGCUUUUUAUAUUGAAAUCAGUGUCGGAAGCCAUAAUAUCAGAGAAGGCAUUAAAUAUCCCAUUGACUGGUGGAUGUCUUACUCUACGUGGACUACGUUCCGACAUAUUGCACCUCGAUAUAACAAAAACGAUAUUAGCAUAAUACGGGUAAGCCUCCUCUGA
This is a messenger RNA of Ceratosolen solmsi marchali, 456 nucleotides long. Its product is annotated as myeloblastin-like. Gene Ontology annotation, biological process: proteolysis. The record is from RefSeq and is a predicted model, not a curated record. Lineage: Eukaryota; Metazoa; Arthropoda; Insecta; Hymenoptera; Agaonidae. Bases 31 to 456 code for a protein of 141 amino acids. Gene Ontology annotation, molecular function: serine-type endopeptidase activity. The transcript has 2 exons.